Protopolystoma xenopodis is the source of this 1236-nucleotide messenger RNA. Lineage: Eukaryota; Metazoa; Platyhelminthes; Monogenea; Polystomatidea; Polystomatidae. The record is from the annotation of a GenBank genome assembly.
AUGAAUUUUCAUGCAUUUACAACUGGUAACAUCGCCGGAUCUGGAAGGCAGCCUCGAGUCAGCAAGAAGCUCAAGGCACGAGAUUUUCGCCUUUGCACUUUGGAGCCUGUUGAGACGAAAGCACCCCUUCCAAUACCUGAUGUACCGGAACACUUCAACUAUGGAAUAUUCUAUGAUGAUAACUACGACUACAUGCAACACAUUAAGUCCCGAGAUGAAUGCGGAACUGGAAAGUGUUACCGUAUUAUUACCCCGGAAGGCAAGCCAUCUUCAAGCAACGUCCCCCAAACCGACGUAGUUAUACUUGAGCCUGUUGACUAUUCUAACUCUACCGACACUUCUUCCGAUGAUGACGGAGAACUCGAGGAGAACUUCGUAGAACUGGCUGGUGGCCCUAAAUUACGGGAGGGAAGUGAUGAGCCAGAUGCACAAUAUGACAAGUUCCAGGGCAGACCCGAGCUCCUCUCUAUGCAGAAGGUUCUGAUGAUGGAGAAAUUCCUAUUUGGCACCAAUCAGCAAUCAAGCGAUUUAUCAGAGGAGUGUGCACAGGAACCUUCGCUACCAACACUUUCGAGGAGCGGAAAGCCGAUGACGGAUGAAGAGCUAUACCUACAGCAGGAAUUUAGCCAGCUUUUGGUCAAAUGCAAGCAGCAUUUCGAUAUAUCUGACGUCAAUUCAUGUGCCUCGAACGCUUCCGUGUAUAGCGAAAAUCUACAUCACGCAUUGGAGGCGGAUUUCCUCGCGACGGAAGACAGAAAAAUGAGAAGGGAACUCGAUUCGAUCCUGGAAGAGGACAAAAAUAUAAUACUAAGUCAAGAGGCACGAUUAAUGGAGACCGACGAUAAGGACGACUCGCUAGAAGAAUGGUUGGGAGAGCCAAAAACAUUUGCGGCGGAUGUAAUGUCAUUGGCAUCUUCGAAUAAAGGGAAUUUGACUCGCUUGCCGAAGAAACUCCUUGUUCCACCUCCCUACAAAACAAGAAAAGGAUCAACGACUGGAGAGGACACACUAUCCGUAGCAAAACAAGGCAAGCCAGUUCCAACCCCUAGAGAAAGUGCCAGCGCUGACUGUCGCUCAAGAGAAGAGAGUAGUGAAGAGAAAAAGGCAAGAAAGAAGCUCGUGAGGCUUGACAAAUUUGAUCGUAGACAGAUACGGAAAAUCAAUAAAGAGAAUUUUAAAUGUGAAAUCGUCAGUCUACGUCCAGCAUAUGGGGCGAAAUUUAGACAUAUUGAAUAA